AUGUCGUCGCGUGCGAAAGGUCGGCUUUCCGGCGCGACCUUGCCAACUGCACCAAACCCGCCCAGUAUCGAUCCGUAUCCGUUAGAUGAUAGCGACGAAUCUCUCUGUGGCUAUCACUAUGACUAUGACUCGGAUGCCCCAGGACACGGAACAACCCGCAAGAGAAAGCGAGGUGCGCAGAACAAGGAAGAGCUGGAAGAAGCCAAGAGACGUCGCGCAGAAGCUCGAGCAGAGAUUCGCUAUGGAAAGCCACCCCCUGUCCCUGAUCUGUCCGAUGAUGGCAUUGUUGAUUAUGACCAAUCCGAAGACGAAGACAACGGUCUCUGGUCUACCAAGCGUGCGAAACCCUCGACCGAAGCUGCCAUUGGCGUAAGAAAGGGGCUUGCAGAAUGCCACAGUUCUGAACUUAACAGCAUAUCAUACGAUCUGGCCGGGAUCAACCUCAACGUUACUUUGGGUGAUCUCCUCAAGAGCCACCUGGGAGUCCCUGGUAUGGCCUCAACAAACGUUGUGCUUGGACGGAAGAUCAAUCACCCGCACAUGGACAUGGCAGGCGACAAACCCACGAGCGACAUACAUGUGAAUAAGCCAUCUUUCCUCGACCUGCCUCCCGAAGUGCGGGUUCAAAUUUACCGUUUCGCUCUUCGCGGAGAAUGUGCGGUUGAUUUUGGUCGCCGUACCAACUUCAGUCGGUCGUCUGCUCUGUUGAGAACUUGCAAGCAGGUCCACGAGGAGGGUAGGGGGAUCUUGUAUGGCGAGAAUUCAUUCCACUUUGCUCGCUCCUCUGAGGUCCGUGGAAGGUACUGGGAACCAGACUGGAAGGAAAUCGGUUACGAUGACGUCCGACGAUUUCUUGAGACCAUCGGCCCGAUCAACUUUUCCCACAUCAAAUACGUAUCCUUCUUGUUGACCGACGCCUCCGUCAGAAAUUCUCCGCAGACUAGCAUCGAUGAGCGCAGAUACGUGAAUGACGCGAGCUUGCAGCAAGUCUUUCGCCUGAUUGGAGCUCACACCACACUGCGAAAGUUAGCUGUCAUGUUCGGUGGUCGUGCCAAAGUCGUCACUGCCGAUUACCAUUUCUUGAAGGCCUUUACCGAGAUGAAAUGUCACGAGUUCAUCCUGCUCGGAGUGUUCCGAGGGUAUACAACCAAGUUCCAAGACAAUCUCAGAGCGAGGAUGCAGUCAGUCAUGGUGGUGCCAUUCGAAUUCGACGACAAAAACCAGAUCCAUCCGAAACUCAUCAACAAGAACCGAGUUAGCAUGGUCUAUGAGGAAGCUGGUGCGCCAUGUCCCGGUACUUAUUUGAGUUCAAUGACGACUUGA
Messenger RNA from Capronia epimyces CBS 606.96, 1323 nucleotides. RefSeq lists its product as uncharacterized. The coding region runs from base 1 to 1323 and encodes 440 amino acids. The record is from RefSeq and is a predicted model, not a curated record. NCBI's taxonomy places the organism in Eukaryota, Fungi, Ascomycota, Eurotiomycetes, Chaetothyriales, Herpotrichiellaceae. The transcript has a single exon.